This is a messenger RNA of Achroia grisella, 4947 nucleotides long. RefSeq names its product sterol regulatory element-binding protein 1 (gene SREBP). The record is from RefSeq and is a predicted model, not a curated record. Lineage: Eukaryota; Metazoa; Arthropoda; Insecta; Lepidoptera; Pyralidae. Gene Ontology annotation, biological process: regulation of transcription by RNA polymerase II. Gene Ontology annotation, cellular component: nucleus. Gene Ontology annotation, molecular function: protein dimerization activity; DNA-binding transcription factor activity, RNA polymerase II-specific; RNA polymerase II cis-regulatory region sequence-specific DNA binding. The coding region runs from base 109 to 3291 and encodes 1060 amino acids. The transcript has 16 exons.
AGCAGGUGCGGGUUGUCAAACAAAGUACUUAAAAUGCCAAAAAUUGUAAACAAAAUUUUGUUUUCACAUUUAUUAUUAUAUAAAAUUUUUAAUGUUUCCUAAGUAAGAAUGGAGCAGGACGACUUAUUAUUAAGCCCAGAUGGCUUCCAUUGUCGUGAUAUGAUUGAAAUAGAAGACUUCCUCAAUGAUUGCGACUCUGAUUUUAUCAACAAACUAGAGGCUGAACUGGCAACAGUGGAAAAUGACUCUGGAUUACUCAGUAUUGAAAGUGAUAUCAAGACAGACAGCCCUACGCAACCUCAAGUGUUGCCUUACCCCCACACUGGCAAUCCGUUAUUCUCUCAAUACUGGAGUCCAAAUAAACCUCCACAAAAUACUGGACAAAAUCAAAAUAACAGUCCAGUUCGAAACACUUCUCUAAAAGAGAAGGGGUUUUCUUUGCCUCUGAAGAAUGAUGGUGUACCAUUGCCUGAUGUUACACAACAUGGACAUAGCAGAGUGUCUCCACAAGCCCCCAUGAUUGUACAGCAAGUUGUUCAAAGUCCAUUUUAUGUUAAUUUGGCACCUGGCAGUAUACAUCAGUUUCCUGAUGGUAGAGGAUCAUUGGUGAAGUUAAAUGGAAUAUCGCAUGUGAAACAAUCCAGUACCACACAGCAGUCUGGGCAACCCUUAAUUUUACAGAACAAUAACAAAUCGGUGACUCCAGUCAUUUUGAAGACCACUGAUACUAACUUUUCACCUGUGAUAUUACAAUCCAAUAUGAUUCCAGAAACACAAACUUUGAUGUACACAAGUGCUCCUGUACAAGGUACACCACAAAAUGUCAUAACAAAUACAAAACCAGGUUCAGAAAGUAGACCAAUACAUACAUUUUUCACAAGUAGUAGUGGCCCUACCUUGCUCACAACAGCAACAGGUAUACCGGUUGUGCUUGAAGGAGACAAGAUUGCGCUGACUCAGGCUCCUAAUAUUGGAACCCCAAAAGUAAAAGAAGUGAAGAGAAGCGCACACAAUGCUAUUGAGAGAAGGUAUCGGACUAGUAUUAAUGAUAGAAUCAUUGAACUAAAGAAUAUGUUGGUUGGAGAAGAUGCAAAAUUAAACAAAUCGGCUAUAUUGAGAAAAACAAUAGAUUAUAUAAAGUAUCUACAGAACCAAAAUGCGAGAUUGAAACAAGAAAAUAUGGCUCUCAAAUUAACAUGCCAGAAAUCUGGCCUGAAAGAACCAGUAAUCGAAGGUGGAUACACUCCACCCCACAGUGAUAUCUCAUCCCCAUAUCCAUCUCCACAUGCUCUUGACAGUGAUUCUCCGUCAUCACCAGAUUAUAAGAUUGAAGAAAAGUAUUCUAAAAUAGUAAUGGGAAUGGGUGAUCAUUCUCGAUUAGCUCUUUGUGCCUUUAUGGUGGGAUUAAUUGCAUUUAAUCCAUUUGGUACAUUCUUUGGAAAAAUGACACCAGAUUUAAAACCAGAUGAUUUUUCGGCAAGGGUUGAUCAACGCCGUAUUUUAUCGGAUGAUAAUGUUGGUUAUACAAAUGGACCUUGGGCUAUUUGGUUGUUCAAUACAUUUUUCAUAUAUUUAAUAAACUUUAUAAUAUUGGGAGGAUGCCUUGUAAAGUUGCUGGUCUAUGGGGAUUCAGUGCCAAAGUCACAAUCCAAAGAAGCUGGACUUUUCUAUAAGCAUAAACGACUAGCAGAUAACUUCUUAAAAAAGGGUAACUUGGACAAUGCUAAAUUGGAAUACCAUCGAUCGCUAGCAGUGUGCGGCAAAAGUGUUCAAUCUGGCGGACAAGGACAUGUCAAGUACAGUGCAUUGUUGGCUGCAAUAUUGAGGCAGUUUCUCCAGAGACUACCGUUUGGUGGAUAUCUUGCUCGUCGUGCAGGAGAUUUAUGGAGUGACAGCCCUGCUAGAAGAGCGACUCAGCACUGGGCCACGGAGGUGUCGACGGUGUCACAUCGUCUAGCGCAGCUUUCGGUGUUGCCAUCGCACAGUGGACGCACCGAGAGCGUGCUGCUGGCGCUGCAAGCUGUUAACCUGGCAGAAGCGACUGGCAACGGGUUACUCCUCGCCGAUACUUACGUCACAGCCGCUUUAGUUUUCAAAGAUUAUAUUCCAAAGAUCGGAAAUUGGCUAUGCGGGUACUACCUCCGCCUGUGCCGAAGCGCGGGCGCGGGGGCUGGGGCGAGUUCUGGACGUCUGCGUUGGGCGGGCGGCGCACUCGCAUAUAGCUUCCUACGCUCGCGGCACUGGAGCUACGACCGGGACCAUCGCUCUUCCGCUCUCUUCAGUCGCCUCCCGGAUCCCACCGACCCACUCGCCUACGCUAUGAGGGCGUAUCACCUCGAACUUCUCCAGAAGAGUCUGGAGAUGCUAUUGAUUGCCGACGAGCGCAGCAACACGCGGGACGUCCUGGAGCUCAUUAAACUAAUCACAGACGACGUUUCUACAGAUGCACCACAUCACAAUGGUUGCUGGGAUCCAGUGAUGGAAUGGUGGGCAAACAUAGUUGGCGUGGCUGCCACUUGGUUAUUAGCAGAUACCAGUAAAGCAAUUGAAAUUGGCAAUCGACUGGACCUGUUACCUGAGACACUUGCCAAUUGCGAAGAUCCUCUGCCUGGGGCUCUGCACUUGGCAUACAAAAGUCGUCGCGGACUGCUCAGUCUUGCGCAGUGCCGAGAUGAAAACUCCAUCGAGAGGACGUCGGAGACUAUACUUAAGGUAUGCGAUUUGGCUGGAGCCAAGUUGACAGAUUCGCUCGCCUAUUACUGCUGCCGAAAGCCUACGAAACUAAUGAUGUUGAUGCAGGUGUUAUGCUGCGACUGGUUGCUGGAGGUGCGCGCGGCCGUGUGGGAAGCGAGCCGGACCUCGCCAGCGCCGUUGCCGCAGCUGCAGGCCUUCCAGCGGGACCUGCACUCGUUGCGGCGUAUAUCGCAGGAUUUGACGGGAAUGACGUCGCGCAUGCUCCUGCAGUCGGCAGUGUGCCGAAUGAUGGCUGGUGCGGCCCCGCGUCGCACUCAGCAACUUCUAGAUGGCAGCCUACGUCCGCGAUCUAACCGUCCCUCCAUCAUUUGUGGAAAAGAGCGUGUGUUAGAGGGGGGCGGAGGAGAAGGCGAACGUGCCUUAGCACUUUACAUGGCGUGCAAGCACCUGCCAGCUGCCGUACUAGCGGCGCCGGGAGAACGCGCCGGCAUGUUGGCCCAGGCUGCCGCUAUGCUGCACAAGAUCGGACACCGCAGCCGUCUGCCACUAUGCUAUCAUCUGAUGAAGUCCUUCGGCUCGUUACCGUCCGCGCCCUGAUCUAACUACUCGAAUGAAACCCCCGAAAUCCCUCCAAAAUGUAUGUACACUGACUGAGCAAAACCUAUUACUAAUCGAUCACUUAAAUCACAAACAAGCCUUAGUUGUUCGUGUACAGAAUUUUCAUUAUAAUAUUAGACGUAGAUACCCAAAUAAAUAAAUAAAUAAUUUUAAAAGUAACAAGAGUGUCAUGCUAGUUCUUUCUAACUAAAACUGUCUCUUUGGAUGAUUGUUACAAUUUAAAACUAACCUGAAAAAUAGACUUGUCUAAGUGGCUAAAAUAAUGUGCGUGAACCUCAAUAUUUUUUACUGUAUUGUGUCAUAAUGACUCCUCUAAGUCCUAGUUAAAAAUGUAGGUAGUUAGAGGAGUCAACCCAAAACAAAACAUUCAUAUGCAAAUGUAUAUCAAUAUUUUGUUUAGGGUUUUACUGUUUAAUUCUUUUAAUUAUAACUAUGAACGAUUGUGAGAAUGGAUGAAUGGAUGUCUGCUUGUUUGUUUUACUGUAAAUGUUUUUUGACGCAAAGACUAUUAGAAUGAUUUGACUGAUACUUGGUGCACAGAUAGUUAAUGUUCUAGACACUAACAUAUAGGAUUAACACUUUUUACCCGAAUUGUAUACAGCCACCAAUACAUUAAUAAAUAUGUAUUAUAUUAUUACACGACUGUGUAGAAAAAGCGUGAUUUUUUUCAGCAGUUUUCAGUUUGUCGAUAAAUGUUUAUUUAUUGAUCUAUGUGAGCAAUAGUAUAAAUAUGUAGUUUCUGUAUACCUUUUAUCGUGUGGAAAAACGUUAAAAUACAAUAUAAAAAAUUUACAAAUACGCUUUAAGUUCAUCAUCAACUGCAAGAAAUUUACUAAGUCCUUAAUGAAUUAUAAUUUUCCCCAAUUUGGAAAUUGUUUGGAAAUUUAUUAAUGUUAUCGUAUAUUUAUUUGCAAUUUAUAUUAAUAAAGAAUUAUAACUGUAUGUAUUAUCAUAUAACUAUAUAUUAUUAUGUAGGUACCUGUUGUAAAGUCUAACGGCGCAACCAAAAACAUUUUAUUUAAAGUGUCUGUAUCGCACAGAACAAUAGUCUAUUAUUAUAAAUAUCAAGACUUAAACUGUUCUUAUUUUAGUUUUUAUAGUUACUUUUAGUAUGAAAUAAUAAUAUCUAUUCUACAAUAAUAUCAGCAAUUAUAGCAAUGUGUGCAGAUUAUGUCAAAUAGACAUUAUAUUUUUUUAAUUUGUAUAAUGUACUAUGUAAUGUAGGUACUUUACUUACAUUACUAAAAAUUAAUAAUGUAAGUAAAAUUAUGCCAUUUUUGUAUCAAGAAGUCCACAAUAUAGUCUUUAUUUUUUAAUGAUUUGUCUGUGCGAUAUGUCAAAACUAUCCAAUACAUAGAAUCGCACCUGGAUCGAUAUGUGUUCUUGACGCUUUUUUAAAGUCAAUAAAAGCUCGUUAGACUUGUAUAGGUUGUGAUUGUUAUGAAUAAUGUAGUGAAAUUAUGCUGUAUUAGACUCUGAAAUAUACAUAAAUAUGAUCCUAGAUUAUAUUGUAUACUUCUGCUAUGCACGGCCCUUAGGACAUAUAGGUAUCUACAUUAGUAUUUUGUAUGUUAUAAAUAGCAACCACAAUAACCAGUAAUACCUGUAUAAAUAUAAAAUUAUGCUUAUUUGAUA